Messenger RNA from Oryza brachyantha (malo sina), 1882 nucleotides. Its product is annotated as AP-2 complex subunit mu. Lineage: Eukaryota; Viridiplantae; Streptophyta; Magnoliopsida; Poales; Poaceae. Gene Ontology annotation, cellular component: cytoplasmic vesicle; clathrin adaptor complex. The record is from RefSeq and is a predicted model, not a curated record. Bases 215 to 1531 code for a protein of 438 amino acids. The transcript has 13 exons. Gene Ontology annotation, biological process: endocytosis; intracellular protein transport.
AAAAGCUCCCGGACGGGAAGACGACCUGGCUGCCCCGAGAUCUAACCAAAGCCCGCGUCCCAUCUCGCCGUCCUCACCUCACCCUCCGGCGAGCCCCGGAUCACCGGCUCCGACCUGUCGCCGGUGACGCGCCCCGCGGGACCAGGCGUGUGUUUGGGGGAGGUGGGUGGUGCCAGACGCUCGGCCGGCGAGCGGGGACCACGAGGCGGCGACGAUGCCGGUGGCGGCGUCGGCCAUCUACUUCCUCAACCUCCGAGGGGACGUCCUCAUCAACCGCCUCUACCGCGACGAUGUCGGGGGAAAUAUGGUUGAUGCAUUCAGGAUGCACAUUAUGCAAACAAAGGAACUGGGUACAUGUCCUGUUCGGCAAAUAGGAGGCUGUUCGUUCCUUUACAUGAGGAUUAGUAAUGUCUAUAUUGUGAUCGUGGUUAGCAGCAAUGCUAAUGUUGCUUGUGCUUUCAAAUUUGUCGUGGAGGCGGUGGCUCUUUUCAAGUCCUACUUUGGUGGUGCCUUUGAUGAAGAUGCUAUUAGGAAUAACUUUGUUUUAAUCUAUGAACUUCUUGAUGAGAUUAUGGACUUCGGUUAUCCUCAGAACCUCUCACCUGAGAUCUUGAAGUUGUAUAUAACUCAAGAAGGAAUUCGGUCACCAUUUUCCUCCAAGCCUUCGGAUAAGCCUGUUCCGAAUGCCACUCUGCAAGUUACCGGUGCUGUUGGUUGGAGAAGAGAGGGUCUUGUGUACAAGAAGAAUGAGGUUUUCUUGGACAUUGUUGAGAGUGUAAAUCUUCUUAUGUCUUCUAAAGGGAGUGUUCUACGAUGUGAUGUGACUGGGAAGAUUCUUAUGAAGUGCUUCCUUUCCGGAAUGCCUGAUUUGAAAUUGGGGUUAAAUGACAAGAUAGGGCUUGAAAAAGAAGCUCAACUCAAGUCCAGGCCUACAAAGAGUGGAAAGACCAUAGAGCUUGAUGAUGUCACGUUCCACCAGUGUGUCAACUUGACAAGAUUUAACUCGGAAAAGACGGUCAGUUUUGUGCCACCAGAUGGUGAAUUUGAAUUGAUGAAAUAUCGAAUUACUGAGGGUGUAAAUCUCCCAUUCCGGGUUCUACCAACAAUUAAGGAAUUGGGCAGAACACGCAUGGAGAUAAAUGUUAAAGUUAAGAGUGUUUUUGGUGCCAAGAUGUUUGCGCUUGGUGUUGUCGUCAAAGUUCCAGUUCCAAAGCAAACAGCAAAGACUAGUUUCCAAACCACAUCUGGGAAAGCCAAAUAUAAUGCUUCAAUUGAUUCCCUAGUGUGGAAGAUCAGGAAGUUCCCUGGACAAACUGAGGCAACCAUGAGUGCAGAGGUUGAACUGAUUUCUACAAUGGGGGAAAAGAAAUCAUGGAACAGGCCGCCGAUUCAGAUGGAAUUUCAGGUUCCGAUGUUUACGGCUUCUGGGUUACGUGUGCGAUUCCUUAAGGUGUGGGAGAAGAGUGGUUAUAACACCGUUGAGUGGGUUCGCUACAUCACAAGGGCUGGAUCAUACGAGAUAAGGUGUUAGUGACGAACAGAAAAAUCCUAGGUAUUUGGCACGGUUAUUUCAAGGAUUCGCGGAGCUUUCUUUGUACGGCGUCAUGAAUGAUCAUAAAGCAUGUAUAUUACAUAUGACACCACUUUCUCUCAAAGCUAUUACUUUGGCAAAGGGCAGCGAACAGCAGACAAAUUUUCCUGGGUUCUUGUAAUCGUUUUGACACGGGAUAUCUAGUAUCCCCUCAAGAGUCCCGUUUGUGUGGUAUGGUAGGGCAUAUUUUCAUUUGUAUACGAGAUGACAGUAGCUCGUUCUUGUUGAUCAAUAUACUCAUUGGCAGUUUGUAUUGCUUACUUAUUAAAUUUAUGGGUGAAUUCACUGGCA